This is a messenger RNA of Argiope bruennichi, 2907 nucleotides long. RefSeq names its product gastrula zinc finger protein XlCGF62.1-like. The transcript is spliced from 3 exons. The coding region runs from base 1024 to 1998 and encodes 324 amino acids. NCBI's taxonomy places the organism in Eukaryota, Metazoa, Arthropoda, Arachnida, Araneae, Araneidae. The record is from RefSeq and is a predicted model, not a curated record.
UUAACGAGGCCAGGGCAUCAUGAUGACUUUUGUUUACAAGUGCUAAUUUUCAAAUUGGCACAUUGUAAUUGAUAUUUAGAGCAUAGAAAAUGUGUUUUCUCAAUCUUAUAGUACCAAAAUGCGUAUGUAGUAAAAGAGACAAUUUGAAUGUGCUUAGCUUCUCUACGAUGUAAUGUAAUUCAUUUAAAAAUAUAGAAGAAUCGUACAUGAUUAGGUUUGUUUGUUUUUUCUAAACAAAAUCAAAAAUUUCGGCUUUGAUUCCUUCUUAUUUGGAAUGAUUUCUAAAAUGCAUUUAAUAUCUAUUAAAUUUGUGCAAGACAAGGAAAAUUUUACGAUUUGAACUGCUAAUUAAUUGUACUGUUAGUAUAUUUUUAUGAAACAUUUUAAAAAAAUAUUUACAGUAGAAGCAUAACUGUUAUUAGAAGUUCCUGUGGAAGUAAAAUAAGAAGCUAUAGUGUGGCUUUUCUUGGCAUCUAGAUGGAAUGAAAAUGUGUGUUGGUUUUUCUUCUUACAGAAUAAGUAGAGACAGGCAUUUAUUUUUAUCAAAUAUAAAGCAAUUUCUAGAGGACAAUUAUCACUUUUAUAACUUCAGCACAUAUUUUUUUUGAAAAUUAAUUUGGAAAUGAGCAUUUGAAUGCUUAUUUCAAAGUCUAAAAGUUGUAGAAAUAUUCAUUCCUAAGAACUAAUCAUUCCUAGUGUGCAUGUUAAAGCCAUUGUUAGUCAUACAAAUUUCAGAAUUCCAUUUUGUAUGCCCAAAGAAAAGUGUGUGAAUAAUAUGUGAGAUAAUUUAAAUAAGCAUCAUCAGAUUCAUUCAAAUGGAAUGGCAUAGUCUUUGAUGUAUGCAAAAGAAAAUAUUCCUAGAAAUAUUUUAAAAAGGAUUCUCAUUCUUGCACAAAUGAGGAGCCAUAUUCAUGUGGCGUAUGUAACAGAAAAUAUUAUUUAAGGAAUUAUUUUCAUUCUGACAGGAAACUAAAGUCAGAUUUUUGUGCUAUAAAAGAUUUUUUUCAUAAAAUUCUUUUAAAUAUGUUUUGUCAAACUCAACCAACAGAAAAAAUGUAUUCUUGUGAUGUGUGCAAAAAAGAGUUUUCAAGAAAAGAUCAUUUACAAAGACAUUUUAGUACUCACAAUAAAGAAAAACCAUAUUCUUGUAGUGGAUGUGGAAAGCAAUUUUCUCGGAAAGAUACUUUGCACACACACAUUGUCACUAACACAAAAGACAAACUGUAUUCUUGUAAUAUGUGUAAAGAAGAGUUUUCUCAGCAAUGCAGUUUGAGUAUGCAUUAUCAAACUCACACAGAUGCAAAACCCUAUUCUUGUGAUUUAUGCAAAAGAGAAUUUUCUCAGAAAUCUUAUUUAAAGAGCCAUCUUUGUACUCGCCCAAUUGAAAAGCCAUUUUCUUGUGAUAUAUGCGGUAAAGUUUUUUCUGUGAAAUAUAAUUUAUAUAAGCAUUAUCGAACACAUUCAGAUGAAAAGCCAUUUUCUUGUGAUGUAUGUAAUAAAGCAUUCAGUCGAAAAUCAUAUUUAAAUGAUCAUUAUAGAACUCAUACAAAAGAAAAACCCUUUUCGUGUGAAGUAUGUAAUAAAAAAUUUUCUCACAAAUGUAAUUUAAUUCAGCAUUUUAGAACUCAUACAAAUGAAAAACCAUUUUUGUGUGAUAUAUGCAGUAAAGGAUUUUCUCAGAAAUGUCACUUAAUUGAUCAUGUGCGAAUUCAUACAAAUGAAAAGCCUUUUUCUUGUAAUGUAUGCAGUAAGUUAUUUGCUCGCAAAAGUCAUUUAAACCAACAUUAUCGAACUCAUACAAAUGAAAAACCUUUUUCUUGUGAUAUAUGUAAAAAAGAAUUUUCACAAAAAUUUUAUUUAAAUCAACAUGUCCGCAUUCACACGAAAGAAAAACCUUAUUCAUGUAAUGUGUGCUAUAAAGCCUUUACUCAGUUAUGCCAUUUACAGAAUCAUUUUCGUAUUCAUCUAAAAGAUGUACCUAUUUCUUCCCAUUCAUGAGACAAAGAAUUCUCUCAACAUCAAGCAGUUAGCUAUUCAGAUGUGCAGCUAUAAAUAUUCAACGAUUACAAUCAAAUCGGAUUUACAUUCUUUGAUGAAACUAAGUGCUACAGAGAUUUUGUUCAAAUUUCCCUAGAAUUAAGAAUGUAAGGGAAUGAUUCUUUAGAUGAACAUCACUAUUGCUAUUAAAAAAUGCUGCUAUAAUGUUUAAUUCUUGUUCAAGAUUGCAGUAAUAAUGUUUAAUUCUUGUUCAAGAUUGCAGUAAUAAUGUUUAAUUCUGUUCAAGAUUGCAGUAAUAAUGUUUAAUUCUUGUUGAAGAAUGCAGAGAUUAUCAUGCCUGUAUUUUCUUUCAUUUUCAUUUAAUAUAUGAUGUUGUAUUUCUCUAUUCCAAGGCAGUUUAAUUUCAUAAUAUUUGAAAUAUUGUCACUGUGCACUAUUUACAAAUGAAAGCCUUCUUAAAAUUCCUUGUCUUUAUGGAAUAUAGCAAUGAUAUUUUCCUGACUUUUCCUCUUGCAAUAUAACUGUAAUGAAUGUUUAAUGUUUCCAUUUUAUAGAUAUAGUUUGUGCUCUUCAUUGGAUGUUCUAAUUUUCUGACUAAUACAUUAUCUCAUGCGAAGGUGUUGGUGUAGCAUUCCUAUAUAUGUGUGUAGUAUUUUUAGUACAUCAAGAACAGAUAUAUACAAAUUGUCAUAAUUUUUUACUGCAUAAAUAUAUCAAAUAGCUUUAAAUAAAUUCAAAAUUAUGUUAUCCACAUAUAAAAAAAAUAGCUGUUUUGAUUUCCAUUCUAAAUCAGUAUUAUGAUUUGUAAGCAAUCGAAAAAGGUCAUAGGGUAAUAAAUAUUUAUUUCAACACUGUCAUAGAAAAAAAUAUAUAAGGAUUUCAAUAAAAUGUGUUAUUUUGUUUUUUAAA